Messenger RNA from Priapulus caudatus, 592 nucleotides. RefSeq lists its product as uncharacterized. The record is from RefSeq and is a predicted model, not a curated record. Bases 1 to 453 code for a protein of 150 amino acids. NCBI's taxonomy places the organism in Eukaryota, Metazoa, Priapulida, Priapulimorpha, Priapulimorphida, Priapulidae. The transcript is spliced from 4 exons.
AUGGCUCAUGGCGACCUCGUGAUGCUGUUGCUGGCGCGGUUUAGCCGGAUAGAAGCAGCCAUCAGUGGUGUGCACACGAAUAGCACUGUCACUGCCGACCGGUGUCCUGUUUCUCCACUGCUCGCUCCCACCUACACGCCGCUGGCGGUGCGCACACUAAAGUUUCUCGCGCUCGCCGGCUUGAUGCUGCUAUUACUGGCUCUAUAUGAGAACGCCGAGUACAUCUUCUGCUAUGACGAGGAGAAAGAGGAAAUGAGAGUGAAAUUGCAGACAAACCAUCGCUGGACAAAUCAAAGAAGUUUCGGGUCGAUCGGCGAGUGUAACAUGUCGGGUGCCGACGACGACGACGACGACGAGGAGCGUCAGACGCUGUUAGCCGACGCCAGCGACGCAGAGAUGGCUGCCUCGCCCCGCGGCCGUGACGCUGACGCUGACGCUGAACUGGGGCCGUAGCUAGCGGCAGGCUAGCGUCGCGUAAUGACGUUGAUCGGAUGAGCGCGCGGCCGCGAUGGAGAGAGAAUCUUAUCAGAGCGCGCGCGUGCCGAUGUAUGUGUGCGUGCGGGUGUAUGUGUGCGUGUGGGUACACGUAUGU